CUCCCUGUGGUAUUACGUUUCUCUGUUUAGCAGGCACAGUGCUGUCAGUGUGUGUAGAGGAGGAGGCUGGGCAGAAGGCGGGGAAUGGAAGCAGGAAGUGCUCGGCUCUCCUCACAGAACUGAGUUCUCUCCUCAUCGUACAGAAUGGUUCAGGAGUUCCAUGUUCUAUGCUGUUUCUCCUGUCACACCUUCCAGGUGCACCAGGUGAAGAAGAGCAAGACAUGGACUUGUAAACUCUGUGGAGAAAAACAGUCCCUGAUAAAGGUUUUUGGACAAGGCUCUGCUGCAGAUUGCAGACGACAUGUCCAAAAGUUGAAUCUCCUUCAGGGUAAAGUGGAGCAAACGGCUAUUACCACCACUGGGCUGAACUGGCAAAAUGACGCCUGUGAAAAUGAUUAUGACAGCACACAAAGUUCUGGGUCGUCGCAGCCACAUAUUGGGGCCCCCGUAAGCUGCUGGAGUAAAUAUUUGGAGGAAGACAGUGAAAAUUCAUGUGUAAAGCAGGAAGAGGAAGAGGACAAUGGUCUGAUUUACACUGACCGGGAACACUUUUACACUCGGCAGAAUAUUAUAUCAGAAGCGAGGAAACGUAAAAAAAUGCCACAGUAUACGUGUGAUAUUAAUGAACAAGAUUUCAAUAGAGACAUACUGAACACUUCCAAAAGGAAAAGGACCCAUGAGGACAGGGCUGCAUCCAUAAAACAAACAGAUGAGCCUUCCUACAUCAAAAAUGAGAACGUGGGUUCUACAGGAGAUCAUGGAAGGAUUGUGUCACCUGCAGAUGAGCCUACUUGCUCUGGUUUUAAAUGGGAGAGAGAUAUUUUGGCUGAGGAUAAGGUUAAAGAGGACAUCUCCAGAACACACAGUCUUCAGAAAAAAGUAACAAAUAUGGACCCGAUUUUAAAUAAAAUUCAACAUAAUCAGAAUAUUGUGCUGUCCUUGUGGUCGGCUCAGCCCAAAACAACUUAUUUUGAAAGUGAAUUUCCCAGGACAGUACAUGAAAGUAGAAUUCUGUCAGAUCAGCCAUCAGGCUGUGCACCUAAGACCAAUGAUGCUACAGCCAAGCCUCAGUGCAGUAUCUUUCAAACUGAUGAAGACUUUGACGAAAACUAUUAACACUCCUACAUUGUAAUAUAAGGACAUCCUGUCAACUGCACACACAGACUUAACCAGCCAGUAAUAAAAAGUGUCUUUUUUGUUUCUAGGAAACUUCACCAUUUGCAAAGUAUGCUGGGAUCCCUGUUUUUUUUAUGAAUACUCUGUCAAGCUAGAAAUUAUUCCAUAUUUUUGACGGUUUAGGUUUUAUAUACUGUAACCCUUGAAUAGGCUUACAAAGCACUAAAAGCAUAAAAUUGUAACCCACAGUAACCAACCUAGUUUUAUUUUACUGAAUUGGGACAAGUACAAGAUUAAUUCUAAAUGGUUGCUAUGGGUCCUGAACUUUUUGUAUAUUGUACUGUUCUACUGCCAGUGGUGUAUAUGUAUGUGUGUGUAUAUAGUAUAGUGUGACAUUGGGGGAUGUCUAGCUUAGUGGUAGAUGCUUUUUCAGUGAGUUUUCAUAGCCAACAGGAACUUUAGUUUAAGGGCGUGGUAGCACACUUUUAUUGAAAGUAAACAAAGAGGAAAGUCCAUACAUGCAUUUGAUUGCCCAUACAGGGGUUCUUCUCCCAAAAAGAACAACAAAUGAAAAAUGAAACUCCACCUGGCUCUUAAGGCUUGCUCAGCCUUGGGUGCAGUACCUUGCUGCUCAGGCCUUCCACUUCAGGCUCUCAUCUGUCUCCUUCAGACUAUUCCCUUGCCAACACCGUCCAUAUAGAGAGCAUCCCCUUACUGCUCUGACCCUCAGACUUGGGUCUCUGGCUUCCCCAGUGCACACCUAGACUCCUCGGGAGGGUGGAGCCCAGAACCCCGGUCCUGACUCUACUAUCAGGCCCAGACACACUUGAACAAUCUGUGUGCCAGUGAGUCUCAAAACCCAGAUCUCUAAGAAACCCCCGGGCUCCAGGUCCCAAAGUGGACUUUAGUAAAUAAUGAGGAACCUGAAAAGCCAGGUUCCUCCUGAACAAGCAAAUACACUGGAGCCCCUCAACCUGCCUGGUUGAGAAUCCGGUAUUUAUACACUAGUGGGGUACCACAAUAAAUAUAUAUCUCUAUGUGGUGGAGGUUUUUUUGUCUCCUUUUGGAACAUGGUGCUUUCUGUUAAAAGAAAAAUGGAAUAAAAGAGAAUUUGUAUUGCUCAUAAAGAAUA
Messenger RNA from Rana temporaria (common frog), 2248 nucleotides. It is a transcript of the gene MRNIP, whose product is annotated as MRN complex interacting protein. Bases 145 to 1116 code for a protein of 323 amino acids. The transcript is spliced from 7 exons. Gene Ontology annotation, molecular function: chromatin binding. Gene Ontology annotation, cellular component: nucleus. NCBI's taxonomy places the organism in Eukaryota, Metazoa, Chordata, Amphibia, Anura, Ranidae. The record is from RefSeq and is a predicted model, not a curated record. Gene Ontology annotation, biological process: mitotic G2 DNA damage checkpoint signaling.